AUGCCAGUAAUCAAUAUCGAAGAUCUGACGGAGAAGGAUAAGCUCAAGAUGGAAGUGGAUCAGCUGAAGAAAGAGGUGACGCUGGAAAGGAUGGUGGUUUCAAAAUGUUGUGAAGAAGUGAGAGACUACAUCGAGGAGCGGUCUGGUGAGGACCCUCUUGUGAAGGGGAUCCCUGAGGACAAGAACCCCUUCAAGGAGCUCAAGGGAGGCUGUAUCAUUUCCUGA
Trichosurus vulpecula (common brushtail) is the source of this 225-nucleotide messenger RNA. RefSeq names its product G protein subunit gamma transducin 1 (gene GNGT1). Gene Ontology annotation, molecular function: G-protein beta-subunit binding. Gene Ontology annotation, biological process: G protein-coupled receptor signaling pathway. Gene Ontology annotation, cellular component: heterotrimeric G-protein complex. The record is from RefSeq and is a predicted model, not a curated record. The transcript has 2 exons. NCBI's taxonomy places the organism in Eukaryota, Metazoa, Chordata, Mammalia, Diprotodontia, Phalangeridae. Bases 1 to 225 code for a protein of 74 amino acids.